AUGCCGAUGGUCUUGAGAGUAGUUUCCUACUGCCUCUCUGCUCGAACUGUUAAAGCUCUGUUAGUACCGUGUGCAGAGCUCCCAACCGUACAGUGCACACUGAGCAUCCAGGAGCUAGGAGCAGCUGAAAGAUGUCACAAAAAGGACUUAACGUUACCUUCAGGGGCAGAAAAAAGAAAAAGGAAGAAAGAGGAAGAGGAGAAAAAACGACAAGAUAAAGGAGCACUGUUAAAGUAUUUAGGAGGAGGCACUGACUCAGCCCAGGGGCAAUCCACCUCCUCAGGAGCAGCCAAGGCUGAUGAAUCAGGUCCAUCUCUGUCCUCUGCUCCAUCCACUGUGCCCACUGUCCUCUCUGCAACCUCAGCUGUACCUGGUCCAUCUCUAUCCUCUGCUCCAUCCACUGUGCCCACUGUGUCUUCUGUAACCUCAGCUGUACCUGGUCCUUCAUCUUUGGUCAUCAAGAUUGAUGUGUCUUCUUCAGCAUCCAGUUUGGAGCAGGGAUCAGCAGCUCUGCCAGUUGACCCAGCUGAGUGUCCCUCUUUCUCGUCAGACUCGGAAAGGACUGAACAGGUAUUAAGAGAGCCACUGCCUAUAGAGGACACAUUCAUACUCCCAAGAAGACACGAUGGCCGAAGCUUCCACCAUCAUUACACAUACAGACACCUUGUAAAUGGGGAAAAAGUAAAGCGGAGCUGGCUCACAUAUUCAAGAAGUAAAGAUGCGGUCUAUUGCUUUUGCUGCAAAUUAUUCUCGAAAAAGUCCAUAAAACUGGCAACUGAGGGACAGCAGGAUUGGGUCAACAUAGGUGCACUGUUGAAACAGCAUGAAAACAGUGGAGAUCACUGUAGCAACAUGGUUAAAUGGAAGGAAUUUGCCUUGCGUCUUUCAAAGGGGAAAACUAUUGAUGAAACAGAAAUGGGCCUCUUAGAGGCAGAAAAGAAUCGCUGGAGAGAUGUCUUCACACGUUUAAUCAGCAUUAUCCAGUCAUUGGCAGAAAGGAACCUGGCACUCAGGGGAUCUGUUGACACAUUACAUCAGGCCAACAAUGGGAACUUUCUAAAAGAAGUGGAACUCAUGGCUAAAUUUGAUCCAGUGUUGAAAGAUCACGUGAGACGAAUUGACAGUGGAGCUGAGCAUAUCACAUAUUUGGGGAAAACAAUUCUUCAAUACUGGACACAAUGGUGUCAGAAAUCAAGGAUUCUAAAUAUUGUGCGAUAAUAUUGGAUUGCACCCCAGAUGUAAGUCAUCAAGAACAGAUGUCUGUUGUUGUCCGCACUCUAAGUCUUGGCAAAACACCAGAGAUAAAGGAACACUUCUUGGGCUUUCUUGUAGCUCCUGAAUCUACAGGUCAAGGCUUGUCUGAACUAAUUCUUCAGAGGCUUGAAGAAUUGAACAUCUCCUUUGAGGACUGUAGGGGACAAUCAUAUGACAACGGUGCAAACAUGAAAGGUGCAAAUAAAGGUGUGCAGGCUAGGCUUUUAAAAAAAAAUCCACAUGCUUUUUAUGUGCCUUGUGAACACUGUAGCAGUGCUGAAGCAGAAGAGGUUGUGAACCACAAAAAGGCACUUUGCCUAUGAGAUGCCUGAUGAGCCACAAGCUGGUGCAAUGAAGAGGCUGGAAGUGUCCUUUUUUAAUGCUGUAGUAGACUGUAGCAUCCGGUCUUUAGAGGACCGCUUUCAGUCCCUAGGGGAAGUCAGAAGCCAUUUUGGAGUGCUUCUCAACUUUGGCCAGCUUGAUGCACAGACAAGGAGGUGUAAACUUCUUGGAGACAAACUCACCUUAGGGGAACAGGCUGAUAUUGAUGGGAGUGAACUGGCUACAGAGAUGGAGAACCUUCCAGAACUCCCCAAAGCACAGAUCACCCCAUUUGAGCUGCUCACUUACCUCUCUCAAAAUGAGAUCUGUGAGUUGUACCCAAAUCUUUGGGUAGCUCUACUGAUAGCCUGCACUCUCCCUGUCACUGUUGCGUCUGCAGAACGGAGCUUUUCCAAACUCAAGUUAAUCAAGAACUACUUGAGAUCAUCCAUGGCACAAGAAAGACUGAGUGGACUGGCAGUGAUGAGUAUAAACAACAAAGUUGGCCAUCAGAUUUCUUACAGUGAUGUCAUAAAUGACUUUGCCUCCAGAAAAGCCAGGAUCACAGGUUCUAAGCAGUGGAUGGAGUAUUGAGGAAGAAUAUAGAGUAACAUAAAAAACAGAAGUUUGGAUUGCUGUAGUUUAUUUAGAAAUUUUCUCCCCAUUUUUACCAAAGCUUUUGCACAUUUUUUACAUAGUUUUCAGACGUAAUUAUUUAACUUUAUAUUUUAUUUAUAAACCAUUUGUGUUAGCUUGUACCUAGUAUUUGUCAGAUUUUUUAAAAUUUAUUUUAUGUAAUACUGUCUGUUUUUGUACAUUUGGUGUUGCAGUUUAUUUAAAAAAAAAAAUAAUAAAGCAGAUUGUGUUUACAGUAAACGAUUAGUCUAUUUUGUUACUUUUAAUUGGCCUAGAUGACAUUUGGUAUCCCACUUAGUACUAUAUCACUUUGAAUAUUAAGUGUUAAUCAA
Dicentrarchus labrax (European seabass) is the source of this 2543-nucleotide messenger RNA. RefSeq names its product zinc finger MYM-type protein 5-like. Lineage: Eukaryota; Metazoa; Chordata; Actinopteri; Moronidae. Bases 1 to 1218 code for a protein of 405 amino acids. The record is from RefSeq and is a predicted model, not a curated record. The transcript has 6 exons.